UUUUAUAGUUGCGGAUUGGAGCAGCUUCGAUUUACAAACAUGCUGUCGCCGUAUGCAGAAAAGUGACAUUACAUGUUAUUUUUUUCAGAUGAAUUAUAAGUCUGACAUAAAUCUAAUUAUUUUGGAAUAUCAUGGAAGAUCCCAUAGAUGCCUUGCUUCAAGAGAAAAAUACAAUAAUCCGGAGACAGAAUGAACCAAACCACCGCCUGACCUUACUUAUUACUGCAUCAGUGGCCACAGUAUAUGGAUUCUGGGCAAUGUUUGUAUUUCCUGGACUCAGAACCAUUCCAUUGAAGUUAAAGGUGCCCUAUGUGCCAUCAAGUAAAGUGCAGACACAAAACGUGAUGAAACUUCUGAAAGGACGCAAGGGAAGCCUGGCAGAUCUUGGGUCAGGGGAUGGAAGACUGGUGUUUGCUGCAGCAUCUCUUGGAUUUCAAAGUACUGGUUUUGAGGUAAACCCUGCACUUCUGACUUAUGCACGAUUCCGAGCCCGGUGGAACAGAAUACCAAGCCAUAGAGUAAAUUUUGUCAGCUCUAAUUUUUGGAAGGUAGACCUUUCACAGUAUGAUCAUGUGACAGUGUUUUUAGCACCACCUGUGAUGGAACCUUUGGAGGUCAAGUUAAUGACUGAACUCUCAGAUCAUGCCAGAGUGAUUGUGUGUCGUUUUCCUUUUCCUCACUGGCCCCCUACGUGCACUGAAGGCAAAGGUCUGGAACAGGUUUGGGCUUAUGAUGUGCAUACAUUUAGAAAAAAACAAAUGAGUCAAGAAAUAAAGCAGUAGAUCUUUUAGGAGACUAUUGUAGUUGAAGAAAUGCUCACUCGAAGGUUAUUACUAAUCUCUGUUCCUUCAAGAACUUAAAGAUGUCAUCAAGAGCAACUCCAAGUAUUGGGGGUAUUUGUUAAUAUGCGGCUCUGUAUAUACUGUAGUUUUAAAGGACUAUUGAAACUGCAAACAUACAAACCAUUUUGUUUGAUGAUUUUUCAAGUAAAAUUAAUAAGAGUUAUUUUUGUGUCAUAAACAUGCCACCAGUAUUUGUAAUUGAAUAGGUUUUCAUGACUGAUUGUUCAGAAGUAAAACUGUAAAUAUGACUGAGUUUACUGUAUUUACAUUAAACUUUGAUGAUGUACAUGUCCUUGUAAAAUGUCCAACAACUUUCUGAACUUGUUUUUUCUAUUACAGGCUUUAAAUGUGCUUAGAAUAGCAAGUUAUCUCUGCAUGCUUUUACUGUGGUGCUCCAUCCUAAAGGUAGUAUUAGCCAGCAAUGUCUGGAUGGUCCAUCUUGCCUGGUCAGUGAGUGUGAGUGUCAUUGCCUUUGACUACCAAAUUUCACAAUAAGUUAGUAGUAAUAAGUCACUAGUAUUAGUAGUAGUAGUAGCAGCAUUGUCACAUGUACAGGUGCAAUGACAUUUAUACUUGCCUGUCAACACACAUAUCACCACUCUCUAGAACCACAGUCAACAAGAAUUAUGAAGGUAUUACUGCCUGCCUUGCACUGCCCUGGGAGAUCAUUGUUAGCUUCUUCCCACUGUGGCAAAAGCUGUUUUAUACAGUCAAGUUUAUAUUUUACAUAGUAAAUUACUGAUGUUUAAAAGAAACAGAAUGAGUUGCAAAAUAGUUUAGUGUAAAAAAGCAGUAGUCUGGACGCAGGUGAGUUCAAAGCACUGAAGGACAAAAAGAUUAUCAAGCAAAUCUAAACGAAUGGUCAGGAGCUGUUUAGAGUCGCCCAGAUUAGGUCUGGAUGCACAGUUAGUUCAGUUGAGUGAAUUUUUGUCAACUUGUCCUAAAAGUGAGUCAGCACAUUCUCAUAAAGCUGUUAGUAGCAUUACAACUGUUUUCCCUUGCAUCACACUUCAAUGAGAGUAUGAAAUAACUGGAGAUAAAUACAUAUGCAUCCUGUUAUAUGUUAAGCAAUAAAAGAUGAAACUGUAUUUAAAAUAAAAGUCUAUAAUUGACAUAA
This is a messenger RNA of Erpetoichthys calabaricus (reedfish), 1959 nucleotides long. RefSeq lists its product as uncharacterized. The transcript has 6 exons. Gene Ontology annotation, molecular function: protein-lysine N-methyltransferase activity. The record is from RefSeq and is a predicted model, not a curated record. Bases 132 to 782 code for a protein of 216 amino acids. Gene Ontology annotation, cellular component: mitochondrion. NCBI's taxonomy places the organism in Eukaryota, Metazoa, Chordata, Cladistia, Polypteriformes, Polypteridae. Gene Ontology annotation, biological process: peptidyl-lysine trimethylation; positive regulation of proton-transporting ATP synthase activity, rotational mechanism; regulation of mitochondrial ATP synthesis coupled proton transport.